Molecule: messenger RNA, 1826 nt
Organism: Coffea arabica (coffee)
Lineage: Eukaryota; Viridiplantae; Streptophyta; Magnoliopsida; Gentianales; Rubiaceae
Product: ATP-dependent 6-phosphofructokinase 6
Biological process (GO): fructose 6-phosphate metabolic process; glycolytic process
Molecular function (GO): 6-phosphofructokinase activity; ATP binding
Source: RefSeq, a predicted model, not a curated record
UAGCAGGCAUCUUUCUUGCUAGUAUUUUUGUCUGUUACAUGAGAGCCUAUGCAAUAAAACUCAACAGCCAAGUAGCUAAUUUGCUGAAGAAGAAGAAGAGAGGUGGAGAAUAUGUCGACUGAAAAUGGAUGUGCUGAGCCAAAACUGGUCACUGGAGAUGCCGGUUACGUCCUUGAAGACGUGCCCCACUUGUCCGACUACAUUCCUGACCUUCUGACUUAUCCUAAUCCAUUGCAAAACCAUCAUGCUUAUUCAGUUGUUAAGCAAUAUUUUGUUAAUGUGGAUGACAGCGUUACAGAAAAGAUUGUUGUAGGCAGAAGUAGCCCAAGAGGGACUCAUUUUCGGCGUGCUGGACCUCGUCAGAAGGUUUGUUUUGAAUCUGAUGAAGUUCUUGCAUGCAUCGUGACUUGUGGAGGUCUCUGCCCCGGUUUAAACACAGUGAUCAGGGAGUUAGUCUGCGGUUUACAUGACAUGUAUGGCGUCAAUAGCAUUCUUGGAAUAGAGGAUGGAUACAAGGGAUUCUAUUCUCGGAAUACUAUCCCUUUAAGACCAAAAGUUGUGAAUGAUAUUCACAGACGGGGCGGUACCAUUCUUGGGACAUCAAGAGGGGGCCAUAAUACAUCAAAAAUAGUAGACAGUAUUCAGGAUCGAGGAAUUAAUCAGGUUUACAUUAUUGGAGGAGAUGGUACUCAUAAAGGAGCUGCAAUGAUCUUUGAGGAAAUCAGAAGGCGUGGCCUCAAAGUUGCUGUUGUUGGAAUACCCAAGACCAUUGACAAUGACAUACCGGUUAUAGACAAAUCCUUCGGUUUUGACACUGCUGUUGAGGAAGCUCAACGAGCCAUCAAUGCAGCUCAUGUUGAAGCUGAAAGCAUUGAGAAUGGUAUCGGUGUUGUCAAACUAAUGGGACGUGAUAGUGGUUUUAUUGCAAUGUAUGCAACUCUUGCGAGCCGAGAUGUGGACUGCUGUUUGAUUCCAGAGUCACCCUUUUUUCUGGAAGGACCUGGUGGACUCUUUGAACAUAUAAAAAACAGACUCAAAGAAAAUGGGCACAUGGUUCUUGUGAUUGCCGAAGGAGCUGGGCAGGAUCUUCUCAGAGAAAGCAUGAAGGAUGCUUCUGGAAACAAGCAGCUCCAAGACGUCGGCUUCUGGAUAUCUCAGAAGAUCAAGGAUCACUUUUCGAAAGAGAAGAAAAUGCCUGUAAAUCUCAAAUACAUAGACCCUACAUAUAUGAUCCGUGCCAUUCCAGGCAAUGCAUCAGACAAUGUCUACUGCACACUUCUAGCUCACAGCGCGAUUCAUGGCGCAAUGGCAGGUUUCACAGGGUUUACAGUAGGGCCUGUUAAUGCAAGACAUGCUUACAUACCCUUUUAUCGCAUAAUAGAGAGACAGAAUAAGGUGGGAAUAACAGACCGGAUGUGGGCAAGGCUCCUAUCUUCAACCAACCAACCAAGUUUUCUGGACGCUAAAGAUGUUGCUGAAUCGAAGAAAGAAAAACCGCCAUCAUCGCAGUUGUUAAGUGAUGAUGAUGGUGAAAAUUUGCAUAGAGAAAAUCAUUCAGGAAAAUCUUAUUUCUUGUGAAGAAGGGUUUGAAGGGGAGAGUUCCUGUAGCAAAGAGAAUGUGUCAGAAGAGAAGUCAUCCAACAAAGAGAAUGAGAAAGGUCAUCUGGAUAACAGGCUGACAGCAAAACUAUUUGUAGUUUUCUGUGUUCAUGUCUGAUUUUCAGUUAAUUGCUGUUAACCUAUGCGUAUUUCGGGUUAUCACUUUCUAUCUUUAACUUUUCAGAUUGCAUGUUUGUCGUUUUUACUGCGAAAGUUAUUGUGGUUAU